Molecule: messenger RNA, 1291 nt
Organism: Amoebophrya sp. A120
Lineage: Eukaryota; Dinophyceae; Syndiniales; Amoebophryaceae
Source: the annotation of a GenBank genome assembly
AGGAUGAGCCCCAAAAGAAGAUACUAGCCGCCUCCCCGCUUCUUGUUUCCCCCGCAUGAUCGAGCCAUGUCGCAAAAGCAGCCCCGGGAAACUGCUGCAGCCUCCACCGCUGCAGCCUCCACGACCGCAAGUGCCACCGCAAGUACUUCUAGCGUAUGCACAAGUGCAAGAAUGUCUGGGUCGGGGAGAUUGCGAGAUUUGUCAUGCUAGUCUGGCAUGACUCUAAACUCUGUAUUGCGUGCCCGCGAAGAGCUCUUCUUGUUUGUCAUGCAAAAACGCAGUUUCUCAUGCGGAGCGCGCAAGCGCAACUCUGAGCCACGGAAAAACUUGUCAUGCUGGGCAGCGCAUUACAGUGCGCUCACUCUUCCCUUUCUUGCAUUACAAAUUUCCAGACCCAGACAUAUUUGCAUUUGAUAUAACGCGAAGAAGCGCAAAAGCGUGGACGAGGACCGGGUCGGAGACGAGACCAUUAUCAAAUGUAAAAAUGUCUGGGUCUGGAAACUUGUGAUGCUGGGUGGCGUAUCAUGAUGAGGCCAGACAUGCUGGCUCAGCAUCACAAGUUUCUGAGCUUCUAGGUGUUGCCUAUUCUGCAUGACAAACUGCGUUUCUGCAUCAGAGAAAAAUGGAGCUCUUGGGUAACUUGCAUGACAGAUUUAAGAGUCAUGCCACACAAGCAUGACAAACAUGCAUUCUUCCAGACCUAGACAUUUUUACAUUUGAUAACCAUCAAGCGAAGACUAACAAACAGAAAAAUCCUCCUGCACAGACAUAGUGAAACGGAAAUUUCUGUUGCUGGAUUUGUGUACACGACAAAUCAGCGCUGUAUUGCAGCAAGCGCUUGCAGGCACUUCCAAAGCCUGAUUAGGUCUGCAAAAGGCUAGCACUCAGGCAUGACAGACAGCUUUGCGGUAGGCAAGAGCGCAUGACAACUUGGCUGUGGACUGCACCACAUGGCUCCCAUUUGCCUCAUAUGCAAGACAAAGCUGAUUUGUGGCCACAGAGCAGCAUCACAAAUUUCCAUUGUGAGUAUGGUGAGGGGGGAUUUUUCCUCACGAUAAAGACCCGCACGGCUGAAUCCCUUUCUCCCACCCGUCUCCGAGGAAACGGAAGAGGAUGUCAGCGAGGCCUUGGGGGACGAUUUUCCCUAUCCCUCCGCCCGGGAUGCGGGGAAGGCGAGUUCGCUGCUCGGGCAGACCUGGAAGCAACGCUUGGCAAGCCUACCCCCCGGCGAGUGGAAAGGGGCACUGGGUUUGGGGUACUCCUUCCAGACGCAGAAAAACGCGUCGAUGGC